This is a messenger RNA of Sphaeroforma arctica JP610, 2950 nucleotides long. RefSeq lists its product as hypothetical. The transcript is spliced from 17 exons. Gene Ontology annotation, cellular component: late endosome; endolysosome membrane. The coding region runs from base 1 to 2925 and encodes 974 amino acids. Lineage: Eukaryota; Ichthyosporea; Ichthyophonida. The record is from RefSeq and is a predicted model, not a curated record. Gene Ontology annotation, biological process: endosomal transport; regulation of autophagosome maturation; endosome to lysosome transport.
AUGCAUGUGCCUUCUCCUUCGCACAAAGUAACCAAGCACACGUCUAUACGAUGCACGUGCCUUCUCCUUCGCACAAAGUACCCAAGCACACGUCCAUACGAUGCAUGUGCCUUCUACUUCGCACAAAGUACCCUGAGACAUACAUGUCACAUCCCUACACUUGAGAACAUCCCUACAUUGGAGACCAUCCCUACACUUGAGAACAUCCCUACACUUGAGAACAUCCUUACACUUGAGUACAUCCCUACACUUGAGAACAUCCCUACACUUGAGAACAUCCCUACACUUGAGAACAUCCCUACACUUGAGAACAUCCCUACACUUGAGAACAUCCCUACAUUUGAGAACAUCCCCUCAAUCGGUCGUCUGUCGGAUCUCUUGGCGGAGCAUCUCGAUGUGCUGCACUAUGUGAACGACAUCUUCGAAACACCCGGAAUUGAUGAGAUGUGUUUUAAACUGGCCAACCGCCUGUUAGACAACAUGCUGGUGCCGCUCUAUGUGUACAGCUUAAAGUCUGAGACCAACGCUAUGGUUGCGGGAGAGCCGGCGCCUCGCAUCUCCAUGGUGACGUCCAUGAUCUUGCUUGCCCACGUGUUCAGUGUCUUCCGCCACUCAUACCUACUUAAUGGGCUGGCCGCUGAGUUGCUCAAGGUGUCUGGAGUGGAAGAGUUGCGUCGCACACUGUCCCUCAGCCGAACUCCGUCGCAGCACACAGUGGGCAAAGGCGUUGACAGCGGCGCAGACAGUGGAACAGAGAACGAACGAUCCACCAGUGACCUAGCAACAGUAACCGAAGGCGCACCUCUGAGCAAUGCAGAUAAGGGGAGGCGGGAAGAGGGGUGUGCAGACACGCAUAGAGACGACACGCCAACAAGUGGUGGGGGUACUACGGGAAAGGGAGAGGAUAGGGCGGGCGAGAAGAGGGAGGAGACAGCGAUUGAGGCCCAUGAGCGUAGUAGCCUGGACACAGACACGGCUGAAGCACACAACGACCGUACGCCCACGCCCACGCACACGCACACGCACACGCACACGCACACGCACACGCACACGGCACUCACUGACGACGGGGUAGAGGCCAGGGAGACGAGCAAAGAAGCAAACACGCACACAGCAGAUGAUGUAAUGCCAAACGAAAACAACACACACACACCAAGUGAUGCCCAGAUAUCAACAAACAACUUAGCAACACACGUCACAGCUGUCCUGGGGGGAGUGACUGUGGAUUCGCCCUCAGGAGACGGUACAGUCAGACCAAUCACUACCAAUUCCAACGGCUACAACACACCACAGAACACCCGCAGAGGCCCACCCCCCGCCCUCAACAGUCCCUUCAAACACGCAACGGUGCUGUCCGCUCCUUCGUCACCCGCAUUGGCCUCAGGGAUGGGCACUCCAGACGCCAUGUCAUACCGAACACCCGACACGGCUAAGAGUCGCCUGAGAAGAUUCGGUCCGCCAGAAAAGAUCAUUGACAGUCCCGUGGUAUCGAUGGAACGUUUAAACGUUAACAGUCGCCCCACCAGUGCAAAGGAUCGCAGCAGCCGCAUGGCCUUCUCAAAGGGGUUCGCACAUGAGGACGCGGAGGGUCUAGAGGUUACCAUGACAACCACAGCCAAUGUGAGCGAUCCGACUACGCUGUCACUGAGUAGGAAGACGUCCAUGACCGUGACAGGGAACGAGCGAUUAUACCGAGACGCAGUACUGCGAGCUAUAGACUGCGAAAAGGACGAAACCGUGACGCUGAGUGCGCUAUGUUUUGUGUACAGCAUCAUCUCGUCGCCAUUGGUGGAAAGCAACAUACUGACGGCCGCCCGAUGGCUGCCCAAGAAGCGAGCAAUCGCUGAGGAAGGAAUCGCUGCAGAGACGGAAGAACCCACUACAGAGUCUAGCACGGCGAGACGAGAUUCCUCAUCACCCACAGUCGGCGAUGGAGUGUCGGAGGAAGCAGAGAUGCGAUUACCACGCUUGCCAUCGUCCCCGUCGUUUAGUCAAAGCAUGUUCACAUUGUCGACGAUAUCAUACAGCGCGGAGUUGGUUGAGAGAGCCAUCGCAGUACUCCGGGAAGGGUGUAAGAUAAACAGUGAGGUGCGCCAAGUGACCAUCCAUGUGGCUGCCAAGGUCAUCCGCGAGUUGUGCUACUUCGAAGGCACUGACGCCUGUCUCAGGGCGAGGCAUAUUCAGAAGCUGAAGUCGGCGCACGAGACCGCACAGAGUCAAGUGGCCACGCUGUACCGCACCCACGCGAGUGCCAUGAUCCUGCCAAUGGUUGAGGCUGAGUAUCAACAGAAGGAGCUGCGCAUGCAGACGGUGCUCAUGCAACCCCACAUACUACUGCCGGCUACCAACACACCCAUGACAGGCAUUCACCUCAACUACCGCAUACCCAACGGAGAGGUCGAGCGGUGUCGCAAGGCCGUCCACAGCUUCCUGCUCAUCCGUAAACUCUACUUACAAUUGAUUCGCACGGCUGAGGAUAUGUUGCCUUUACUCGCAGAAGUUAAUGAGCAAGAGCUUCUCAAUCAACAGUUAGAUCUGAACGACGCAGACCUGAUGUCGUGUCGAGUGAUUCAGUCAGAUAAGCCUUUGGGCGCGCACAGAUUUCUCGUCAUCGACCCUGAGCGCUUGAUAUUUGUAGAGCCUGACAAGAAACAAUUGGGCUGGGGGGUGGUUAAGGUGGCCAGUGACUUGCAGCACGUGGACAUCACACCCGACAGUGGCAACCAUAGAGUGCUACACGUGGUGAUUCAAUCACCUCCGCGAGGGUAUGCUCCUGGCACGAAGAAUGUUCUGAGGGUUGUCUUUGAGGAUCAUCUCAGGGCGGCGGCUGCCUCGCAACAUCUGCAGCAGGCCAACACCGAAUUGCAACAGCUCAAACGAAAACGCCUCGAAACCCUUCUGGGAUUGUAUCCCGAAGACCACUGAGAAAUAAAAAUAUAGUCAAAACACA